This is a messenger RNA of Ictalurus punctatus (channel catfish), 1025 nucleotides long. Its product is annotated as H-2 class I histocompatibility antigen, alpha chain-like. Bases 141 to 401 code for a protein of 86 amino acids. The transcript has 3 exons. NCBI's taxonomy places the organism in Eukaryota, Metazoa, Chordata, Actinopteri, Siluriformes, Ictaluridae. The record is from RefSeq and is a predicted model, not a curated record.
UUUUUUUAGCUCCACAGGUCAGGCUUUUUGAGAGGCAGGGCGCUGGUUUCACGCUCCUCACAUGUCAUGUGACUGGGUUUUACCCCAGAGCAGUGCAGGUGAAGUGGAUUGGGGCAGAUUUACAGCUGCUGGAGGACGAGAUGAAUCAUGUGCUGCCUAAUGGUGACGGCACGUUUCAGACCAGAAGCAGUGUGAUCAGACCUGAGGAGAACACAGGAGAUCAGCGCUACAGCUGUGUAGUGCAUCACAGCAGCCUAGAGGGGAAUAUUACAGUCACCUGGGGUAAAGAAGAGACACGCUUCACGCUUUAUGUUUGGAUUACACUAGGCUGCAUUUUCAUCGUCACUGUAGUCGGGCUUGUAAUCCGAUGCAUCUUAAAAAGUAAAGAUGCUGGGAUUUGAAGUUACCUCUCAUGUGAAGAUGUAUUCAGUUUCUCAGUUUCAGUCAUUCAGAACAUUCUUGUUUGACAUCAUUACAGUUUAAACGUCCUUCUUCUACCUCCGAUACCUCAGGCUCAGUCAGAGCACAGUGUUAUCAGACCUGCAUGUUCUCGCAGAAUCAGUUGAUUAUAUAGUUUUGAUUCGUCACCUUUUUGACCUCAGAGUUCCUCACAGAACCGAGUACACAGUUAUACGCAAUGUUGCACGCCACAUUUAAAAAUGAUCAAAGCUGCUAAUGCUGAACAUGUAACUCACACUAACAUCAGGUCUGGAGUUUGUGAUGCAGAUGAUGCACAAUGUAAGUAGAACUACAAAAAUCAGUACUCCGUUUUAUUUCUUAUCAUCACUCAUACCCAUUUCAAUAAAAAGCUUUUGAUUAUAAACAACAUCUGUGGUAAUGUCAUAUUUAAUCAAUGAUUCAAACUCUUUAGCUACAUCCUCGUUCUGUCGUUCUCUUCAUAUGGAUGAUAUUUUAGGGCCAUUAAGAAUGUAUUGCGUUAACGUAUUUGUAUUUUCCACUUGUUCUCAAUGUGUUUCUAUUCUACACGUCUUCAAUAAACUAAAUAAAGCCUUAUCUCACUCACA